Owenia fusiformis is the source of this 1442-nucleotide messenger RNA. Lineage: Eukaryota; Metazoa; Annelida; Polychaeta; Sabellida; Oweniidae. The record is from the annotation of a GenBank genome assembly.
CUUUUUCAUGCGGCAGAAAAAAGGAAGUUUGUGACUUAUAUCUUUAAUAGGAAUAUGUCGUCCAUUGACAAGGAACAAGUUGAGAAAGAACUAUUACCUUUCUUGGAGAAGACAUCAAGGCCUGAUCUACGAUGUAUUGGGAUGGAGUAUUUCUUAGGACUAACAGGAGCACCUGAGGGAAAACUGUUCAUUAUUAGUAAUAACCAGAUUCUUUGUGCAAUAAUUGAACUUGUGACGGACACUCAAUCAGCCAUUGCUAAAGAUGCUCUAUUUGCACUGGUGAACUUAACCCAAGAUGAAAACACAGUAGUUAAACUUUUAAGACUUGAAAAAGUUGAUCUAACAAUGACCUGUUUGGAAUAUAUCCUUGACAAGACAAGUCCGCACGCUGAUAUUGCAUGCAGCCUACUGGCAAAUAUUACUCGAUUUGAAAAAGGUGCACAAAUUGUCGCAGAUUUAAUCAUGGCGAAACAGGAUGUGAUUGGACUAGACAAAUUGGUGUCUGCAAUGUGUUUAAAAGAUUAUAACCCUUCAAAUAGGCUCCACUACAUUGCAGCUGUUCUCUCAAAUCUAACUCAGAUUCCAUCAACCAGGCAGUUCAUCAUGGAUAAGGAUAGGUGUGUGAUACAGCGACUUCUUCCAUUCACUGAGUUCACAGAGUCAACAAUCAGAAGACAUGGGAUUAUAGGCACGCUGCGCAACUGUUGUUUUGACACUGAAUACCACGAAUGGCUGCUUAGUGAGAAGGUGGACAUUCUACCACGACUGUUGCUCCCCCUAGCUGGACCCGAGGAGUUUGAUGAUGAAGACAAUGGAAAACUACCUGAGGAUCUGCAAUACCUUGAGCCCACUAAAGAGAGAGAACCCGAUCCAGAAAUACGUAAAAUGUUGAUAGAGGCUAUAAAUCAGUUGUGUGCAACAAAACCAGGAAGACUUUACGUGAAAGAGAAGAAUGCUUAUGUUAUAAUGAGAGAACUUCAUAAAUGGGAAAAAGACAAAUCAGUGAUGUUUGCAUUAGAAAAUCUUGUGGACAUUUUGAUAGGAGAUGAACCUGAGAAAGGAAUGGAGAACCUAAAAGAAAUACACAUUCCAGAGGAUUUGAAACAAAAGUUUGACAAAAUGGACGAUGCACUUAUACAGGAUGAAAAAACUAUUGAGGCUAAAACACAAUAAUACAGAUACUAUAUACAUUAUAAUAGAUCUAAUAUUUAAUGAUACAUUACAACUGUAUUUGUCAAGUUACAGUAAAAAUAAAUGAAACAUCAAAUGUACAGUGUAUUUAGAUUGAGGGAAUGUCCCAGCAAGAAAGACAGGGUGUUAUUUAUUAGUAAAACUAAAUUCAAUUCUGCAUAAGGGAAUUUAUAUUGAUUAAACUAGUGAUGGGACACACUUCAAACCCAACUCCAGACAAAGGAGACUGAUAUCAAUUAAAACUCCCAAGU